UCGGGCAUCUGCCAUGCCGAGGUGGCAGCUAAUCUUUUGUAUAUAUCUAUGAGAUAUGUCUGAAAAUAUGUGUGUCCGAUUGUAGGUUUGAUAAUGCGUGACAGCCAGCCAUUUCACAUGAGAGCGCUGGUUUCCCCUACUAAGAAAUUGCUCACAGGGCUGUAAUGUUAUAUAGCAGGAAGGCUGCACACGGGGAUUUCCUCGCUUGCUUGUUUUGUAGGCGGGGAGUUGUUUGCCAGUUUCACAAGCAAGCGUUGUAACGUUGGAGACAGGGCUGGGGAAUGUCAAAACUGUGUAACUAGGUUGCCAUUGUAAUAAGUACACAGUUUUCCAAUACGUCUUGUGUCCAUUAUUGGGCUUCUCGGUGGUUUGUCAACUCAUGCGCUUCUUGCCUUUCAAACCUGCUGCUUCAUCACCUCGUGAACAGGAGGAAGAGCGAGCCGAAGCAGCGGUUUAACGAGAUCAGACCAGCCAGCGGCGCAGGUGGACACGGCUCUCGUGGCAUGACUACCACAAACAAGGGAAACAAGGCCUUGAAGGUGAAGCGGGAGCCAGGGGAGAAUGGCACCAGCCUGACAGAUGAUGAGCUGGUGACCAUGUCAGUGCGGGAGCUGAACCAGCACCUACGAGGCCUGACAAAGGAGGAAAUACUGCAGCUAAAGCAGCGGCGGCGCACCCUGAAGAACCGGGGCUACGCCGCCAGCUGUAGGGUGAAGCGAGUCACCCAGAAAGAGGAGCUGGAGAAGCAGAAGGCUCAGCUGCAACAGGAGGUGGACAAGCUGGCCACAGAGAAUGCCAGCAUGAAGGUGGAGCUGGAUGCUCUGCGUUCUAAGUACGAGGCCCUCCAGAGCUUUGCCAGGACUGUGGCCCGCAGCCCCGUCACCUCAGCCAGGGGGCCCAUGGCCUCGGUCAUAGGGCCCCUCAUCCCUGGCAAAGUGGCUGCCACCAGUGUCAUCACCAUCGUCAAAUCCAAAACGGAGGCCAGGUCAUAGUAGCAGAAAGUAUGGCACAGCAAAUUAUCAGACUAAAAUAUCGUCAGUGCAUCGUAACGGGGCACAGGAUUAACUACCUGUCUCAAUUCUCAGUUUUAUCUCUUGACGUCUUGGCACCAACACUAACAGUUUGCUUGGCCAAUUCGCUCUUUCACUCUAACUCAGCAGUCUGCACCUAUAGAACAAAAGUGUUGUGAGCUAGGGCUGCACGAUUAAUUGUGUAGAACUGUGUCACAUGAUUUAGGUUUCCAUAAUUGUUCCUCAUGGUUUUGAGAAUAUUGAUUAAGAUGAGAAUAAUUGUAACUGCAAGAUCUUGCAAAAUGAUUGAUCAUUUUUGGCAUAACUGUGCAGCCCUAGCUUACACACAGAAUGUACAUGAGCUUUAUCUUUCACACCAGUUUUCAUGAGAUUUCACGUGAACCUAGAGGAAUUGUUGAUGCCCAAUCGGUAGUUUUUGUGUUUGUGGCAUCAAAGUCAAAGUGUUGAUUGAUAGGUUCUUGUUUUUGGAUGUGGUAUAUGGUGUGUUUGUUGUUUGUCAGAUAUUGGCCUCUCACGUCUCUUCCGUCCUAAGAAUCAAUUUGUGUGCACUGUCUCACAGCUGAUCGCAACCAAUCAAAUCACAAGCAGAAGGUAUUACAACUUGCCCAUUCCACUACAUUGAUUAACAAGAGAACCAGCACUUAUCCCGCUGUGAAACCCUUUGCUUGUUAUUAUGCACUGACUUCAAUUAGGACGAGUAACAAAUGGUCUCUCUCCCUAGGUAUGAAUGCUACGGAUGUCCUGAAAACAGCCUGACUAACCCAAAACUAGUAAAUUAGUCCAAUUUGUGAUUUUGUUGGUUGUCUGUCAAGAAUAUAAACAUGAAAUAAUGCUCCCAAAUCCAGCAUUCAUCUCUGUUUAUGCAUCUGACAGGCUUUAAUUAACUUGUCAUUAUCGAUAUGACUAGUAGAUGCAAUAAUAUACAUAUGCACUGAAAAUACAAAGAGGUCUUGCAUAUUUAUGGUAAGUGGAAAUGUUUAAAAUGAUCAGCAGUUUUAAAUGGUAUUGUUCCAGAGCUGAGUGCCAUUCCAAUAUGACAAGAUUCUUCUCCAAAAUCUGAAUGUUAUUACAGUAAUAUCCUCAUUUUAUGUGGGGACAGUGUAAUCCGCAAACAUUUUGAAACAUAAUUUUUGCUCAUAGAGAAA
This is a messenger RNA of Myripristis murdjan (pinecone soldierfish), 2176 nucleotides long. RefSeq names its product transcription factor MafG. Lineage: Eukaryota; Metazoa; Chordata; Actinopteri; Holocentriformes; Holocentridae. The coding region runs from base 504 to 992 and encodes 162 amino acids. Gene Ontology annotation, cellular component: nucleus. The transcript has 3 exons. Gene Ontology annotation, molecular function: DNA-binding transcription factor activity, RNA polymerase II-specific; RNA polymerase II cis-regulatory region sequence-specific DNA binding. Gene Ontology annotation, biological process: regulation of epidermal cell differentiation; regulation of transcription by RNA polymerase II. The record is from RefSeq and is a predicted model, not a curated record.